ACGCAACUAUUCCUGGAUACAUAUGGCUGCAGAGCUUCUAUGCUCCUUUUGGGCGCCAUUUUUCUUCAUAUGAUCGUGUGCGGCGCCCUCUUCCGGUUCCCGUCAAGCAAUGAUACUGCUCUGAAUUCUUACUACUCUGUCUUACCAACUGAUCGUGUUGAGGAGGAACAUGAAGACCCAUUAAAUACCUUCAGAGAAAGGAAUGAGCCUCAGAGAAAGUCAGCUUUCAGAGCCCUCUGCCAACAUCUCAACACGGAGCUCAUCUUCAAUCGGUCGUACUGGUGCGUAGCAGUCAUAAGCAUUGUGCAUCAUGUUGCUUGCUUAGGCUGGUCGGUGUACUUCAUUCCUCACACUCAGACCAAGGGUUUCACACCGCAGGAAUCAGUCAUCCUGACAUCGAUCAUGGGAGUGACAAGGAUUAUCACUGCCUUCACUCUCGGACCUCUGAUGGACAAAAUUCAAAUAGUCAGCACAAAAGGAUUCAUGGGAAUUACUCUGACGUCACUCAUCGUGUAUUACCUUAUCGACCCAUGGCUUACAUCCUUCUGGUUGAAUGCGAUUAAUGUCGCCAUCUACGGCUGUUCAACGUUCUUGAUUUGGCUUUUGGUGGAUGUCUUGAUGUGUGACGUAGUCCCAGCUGAUUCCUUGGGCAGUGCUUUCGGCUGGAUAGGAAUGAAAGCUGCUGUUUUCUCUUUCCUACUUCUGUAUUUACCAGGUUUGAACUUUGACCUCGGAGGAAGCUACACCUUAGCAUUCCUGCUGUUGGGAGGUCUGUACUUCUUUGCUUUAGUUGCUUUUGGGAUGCUGGUUCACAUUCAAAGUCAAAAGUGAGAUUCCGAAGCUUGC
Molecule: messenger RNA, 846 nt
Organism: Patiria miniata (bat star)
Lineage: Eukaryota; Metazoa; Echinodermata; Asteroidea; Valvatida; Asterinidae
Product: monocarboxylate transporter 6-like
Exons: 2
Coding region: 40-831 (263 amino acids)
Biological process (GO): transmembrane transport
Molecular function (GO): monocarboxylic acid transmembrane transporter activity
Source: RefSeq, a predicted model, not a curated record